Brachypodium distachyon (stiff brome) is the source of this 1276-nucleotide messenger RNA. Its product is annotated as probable prolyl 4-hydroxylase 6. Gene Ontology annotation, cellular component: endoplasmic reticulum. NCBI's taxonomy places the organism in Eukaryota, Viridiplantae, Streptophyta, Magnoliopsida, Poales, Poaceae. The transcript is spliced from 7 exons. The record is from RefSeq and is a predicted model, not a curated record. Gene Ontology annotation, molecular function: iron ion binding; procollagen-proline 4-dioxygenase activity; L-ascorbic acid binding. The coding region runs from base 179 to 1060 and encodes 293 amino acids. Gene Ontology annotation, biological process: peptidyl-proline hydroxylation to 4-hydroxy-L-proline.
AUUCGUCCCCCGUUUCCUCCAUUCCGGUGGGCGCCGGAAUCCCAGCACCCGGAAACCCGCAGGGACGGCACGGGAGAGAGAGAGAGAAAGAGAGAGCUCGCCCUCUCUCCUCCGGCGCGUCCUUAUAAGCAAUGACCCCACCAGGCCACCGCCGCCGCCUCCCGCCGUCGUCCCCGUCAUGGCUCCGCUCCUCUUCCUUCUCCUCGCCGCCCUCGCGUUGUCUCCGACCUUCGAUGCCGCCGCCGGAGGCUUCUACGACCAGGCGCGCGUCACCCAGCUCUCCUGGCGCCCCAGGGCGUUCCUGUACAGCGGCUUCCUCUCGCACGCCGAGUGCGACCACCUCGUCAAGCUGGCCAAGGGGAGGCUGCAGAAGUCGAUGGUUGCGGACAAUGACUCCGGGAAGAGUGUCAUGAGCCAGGUGCGCACAAGCUCCGGCACGUUCUUGAACAAGCAUGAGGAUGAAAUUAUCUCUGGAAUUGAAAAGCGCGUAGCUGCUUGGACAUUUCUACCUGAAGAAAAUGCCGAGUCAAUUCAGGUUCUGCACUAUGAAGUUGGUCAGAAGUAUGAUGCCCACUUCGAUUAUUUUCAUGACAAAAAUAACCAGAAGCUUGGUGGUCAUCGAGUUGCCACUGUCCUUAUGUACCUGACAGAUGUGAAGAAGGGUGGGGAAACUGUCUUUCCGAAUGCAGAGGGAAGACAUUUACAACACAAGGAUGAAACGUGGUCCGAGUGCGCAAGAUCUGGCCUGGCAGUGAAGCCAAGAAAAGGUGAUGCACUACUGUUCUUCAGUCUCCACAUUAACGCGACAACAGAUCCAAGCAGUCUUCAUGGAAGCUGCCCAGUAAUUGAGGGUGAGAAGUGGUCUGCCACAAAAUGGAUCCACGUCCGGUCAUUUGACAAUCCUCCAAUUGUUAGGAUGGACGUGCGGUGUUCUGAUGACAAUGAGCUUUGCUCUAAAUGGGCUGCUGUUGGAGAGUGUUACAGGAACCCAAAAUACAUGAUAGGCACGAAAGAUACGCUCGGAUUUUGCCGCAAAAGUUGCGGGAUUUGCGAUGCUUGAAACUCUCACCUAUCUGAACUGUAUAUGUGAAGUGCAGUGUUAGCCUGUUGUCUGUUUCCACUCCCCUUUCUGUUUUACCUGGGAUGUACGUUACAAAACCAAGUAGACUUACUCCUCUUAACAUGUAGUUUGACCGCAGAGCAUCUUGACAUAAAGCUAUUUUUUUAAUCCAACCUGCUGAUAUCAAAGAAUUUCUCCAGCAUUAAAUUGCAUUCA